Messenger RNA from Condylura cristata (star-nosed mole), 2427 nucleotides. It is a transcript of the gene GAD2, whose product is annotated as glutamate decarboxylase 2 (pancreatic islets and brain, 65kDa). Bases 129 to 1886 code for a protein of 585 amino acids. Gene Ontology annotation, molecular function: glutamate decarboxylase activity; pyridoxal phosphate binding. Gene Ontology annotation, biological process: GABA shunt. Gene Ontology annotation, cellular component: cytoplasm. NCBI's taxonomy places the organism in Eukaryota, Metazoa, Chordata, Mammalia, Eulipotyphla, Talpidae. The record is from RefSeq and is a predicted model, not a curated record. The transcript has 17 exons.
GGGUCCGCGCGCGGUGCCCUCCUUCGCCACACUCACACGAACGCACGCGCGCGCGCGCAGGGCCGAGCCCAGGACAGCUCGCCGACAGUUUGCACUGGCAAGCGACCUGCUCCGGUCUCGCAGCGCCCAUGGCAUCUCCUGGCUCCGGCUUUUGGUCCUUUGGGUCUGAAGACGGCUCCGGGGAUCCUGAGAACCCCGGCACAGCGAGAGCCUGGUGUCAGGUAGCCCAGAAGUUCACCGGCGGCAUUGGAAACAAACUGUGUGCCCUGCUCUACGGAGACGCCGAGAAACCGGCGGAGAGCGGCGGGAGCGAGCCCCCGCGGGCCACCUCGCGGAAGGCCGCCUGCCCCUGCGACCAGAAGCCGUGCAGCUGCGCCAAAGCCGAAGUCGACUAUGCUUGUCUGCACGCAACAGACCUGCUGCCAGCAUGUGAUGGAGAAAGGCCCACUUUGGCAUUUCUGCAAAAUGUUAUGGACAUUCUGCUUCAAUAUGUGGUGAAAAGUUUUGAUAGAUCAACCAAAGUGAUUGAUUUCCAUUACCCUAACGAGCUUCUUCAACAGUAUAAUUGGGAAUUGGCAGACCAGCCCCAAAAUUUGGAGGAAAUUUUGAUGCAUUGCCAAACAACUCUAAAAUAUGCAAUUAAAACAGGGCAUCCCAGAUACUUCAAUCAACUUUCCACUGGACUGGAUAUGGUUGGAUUAGCAGCAGACUGGCUUACAUCAACAGCAAACACAAACAUGUUCACCUAUGAAAUUGCUCCUGUAUUUGUGCUUUUGGAAUAUGUCACACUAAAGAAAAUGAGAGAAAUCAUUGGCUGGCCAGGGGGCUCCGGUGAUGGGAUCUUUUCUCCUGGCGGCGCCAUAUCGAACAUGUACGCCAUGCUGAUCGCCCGUUUUAAGAUGUUCCCAGAAGUCAAGGAAAAAGGAAUGGCUGCCGUCCCCAGGCUCAUUGCCUUCACCUCUGAGCAUAGUCAUUUUUCUCUCAAGAAAGGCGCUGCAGCCUUGGGGAUUGGAACAGACAGCGUGAUCCUCAUUAAGUGUGAUGAGAGGGGAAAAAUGAUUCCAUCUGAUCUUGAAAGAAGGAUCCUUGAAGUCAAACAAAAAGGGUUUGUUCCUUUCCUUGUGAGUGCUACAGCUGGGACCACCGUGUAUGGAGCGUUUGAUCCCCUCUUAGCUGUCGCUGAUAUUUGCAAAAAGUAUAAGAUCUGGAUGCAUGUGGACGCAGCCUGGGGUGGGGGAUUACUGAUGUCCCGGAAACACAAGUGGAAACUGAGCGGCGUGGAGAGGGCCAACUCUGUGACAUGGAACCCGCACAAGAUGAUGGGUGUCCCUCUGCAGUGCUCUGCUCUUCUGGUUAGAGAAGAGGGAUUGAUGCAGAGCUGCAACCAGAUGCAUGCCUCCUACCUCUUUCAGCAAGAUAAACACUACGACCUGUCCUAUGACACUGGAGACAAGGCCUUACAGUGUGGACGCCAUGUUGACGUUUUUAAAUUAUGGCUAAUGUGGAGGGCCAAGGGGACCAUUGGAUUUGAAGCACAUAUUGAUAAGUGUUUGGAGCUGGCGGAGUAUUUGUACAAUAUCAUAAAAAACCGAGACGGUUAUGAAAUGGUGUUUGACGGAAAGCCUCAGCACACAAAUGUCUGCUUCUGGUAUGUGCCUCCCAGCUUGCGUGUCCUGGAAGACAAUGAAGAGAGAAUGAGUCGCCUGUCCAAGGUGGCUCCAGUGAUUAAAGCCAGAAUGAUGGAGUAUGGGACCACGAUGGUCAGCUACCAACCCCUGGGAGACAAGGUCAAUUUCUUCCGCAUGGUCAUCUCAAAUCCCGCAGCAACUCACCAAGACAUUGACUUCCUGAUUGAAGAAAUAGAACGCCUGGGACAAGAUUUAUAAUAACCUAAGCUGUUUCAAUUCUCUAGAGAACAUGCCUUCAGCUAAGCUCCCUGCUGAGAAAUCUACUUCGAGAAUUGUGUGAUUUCACAAAACACAAGAUGAACACUACUUCAUCUCUGAGAAUAAAAGAAACCAAUAGUGGACAGUCUCAAGCUGCCAAAUGGCACGUAUGGACACUGCUGGGGUUUGGAGUAGGUGCUGCUCCCCAGAAAAUGGACAAAGCAAGCAUAGGUGUAAAUAUAGUGGCGGGACAAGGAAUAGAAGAACCUCACAGUGGGGGUCAUCUUGCACGUGCUCUUCUGUUUUCAAACGCUAAGUAAAACACUGUGUAUUUAUUAGUUAAGUGUGCCAAGACACUAUUCCAAAUUGGUGUUUCUGAAAGACACUGACAUCUCUCCAACACUACUCAUUACUAAAGACAGAAAAAAAUAUAUAUAAACAUGUGGCAGCCUGUUCUUACCAACUAUAAACUUGUGUAUGAUCAAAGUAUUUUAUCUGUGUUGUCUCUCUAAACCCAAAUAAAUGUGUAAAUGUGGACCCA